CGCCCGGGGAGAAAACCCGAGAUUAUGGGUCCGUGAAGUGGAGUGCCGAGACGUGAAACGAACGGGCACUAUACCCAGCUGAGUUGUAUUGUAUUCCCAAGGGAUGAGAUAACCGAAAUGAGAUGACUGCGUAAGCUGUACACGAAUCCGAGGGCAUGGGUUGUAGAUGGGGAGAGGGAUCUUCCUGUUUAUGUUCUACGAAGCUUUGCUCUGUCGUUCAUCCCUUCAUUCGUUCGUUCGUUCAUCCAUUCAUUUAUCCAUCUUUUUGUGAAAUACACUUCGAUACACUCUUUCAACACCACGUUCAUAACAUCUCACAAGCUCAAAAUCGCAGCCAUGUACAUCAAGAACCUUGCCCUCCUCACCGCCGCCCUCAGCGCAGGAGCAGCCGCAGACUUUGUCGUUAUAACCACGACCCCGACCCCCACGAACCUCGCUGUCCUCGCGAACUUGAGCUCCUGGGUCUCCAGCAUAGAAUCCUACGUAACCUCCAACCUCUACUCGCUCACCGCCUCCGUCGCGCCCUCCGCCGCCUCCCAUGCCGCCUCCAUGCAAUCCAAGUUCGUUGAGUUUGCUGCGACGGCGUCGUACAGCAUCCCCGCCGCGGUCACCCAGAUGAGCGGCGCGUAUGAGACGUUUACUACCGUGCCAGCGUGGUACAGCGCUCUGCCUAGUGAUGUUAAGAGCUACUAUGAUACGAACAAUAAGGUCGUUGAGAGCUUGGUUUUGGAGGCUGUCAAUGGAAAGACGACUGGGAGCGCGAGUGUGACGGGUGCAAGCGCGACGGCGGCGCAGACUACGGCGCAGGCUACUGGGGCGGGGAGUGUGGUGAAGGCGGUUGGGGCUGGGGUUGCGGCUAUGGUUGCGGGGGUUAUGGUUUUGUAGGGUGGGAUUGUUGGGCGUUGAGUGGAUGGCAUGGUGGAGAGAGACAGGGGGUUGGAGACAGUGCGUUGAUUGGAUUUUGAUAUUUUGUUCUUUUUGUUCCUUUGCAUGUUAACAUGUACCAGGCAAGCAAA
This is a messenger RNA of Dothidotthia symphoricarpi CBS 119687, 1016 nucleotides long. RefSeq lists its product as uncharacterized. Bases 337 to 885 code for a protein of 182 amino acids. The record is from RefSeq and is a predicted model, not a curated record. The transcript is spliced from 2 exons. NCBI's taxonomy places the organism in Eukaryota, Fungi, Ascomycota, Dothideomycetes, Pleosporales, Dothidotthiaceae.